AUGACUGAAACACCAAAGAAAGAUGAUGAAGUUCUCAUUCAAGAAAUCAAUGUCAAUUCAACCUCUCCUUCACCAGAAGGUAUUCAUGAAAUCAAUGAUCUCUUUGAAGGACUUGAGAAUGCUGAUGCAGAAGAAUUAUCCCCUGAACAUACUAACAACGAAGAAAUUCCUACUGAUCUUCAUGAAAAACAACAACCAGUUGACAAUUUAGAUAUAGAAUGUAAUGAUGAUAAAAGUGAUAAAUCAUCAGAUAGUUCUUCUGAAGAAAAAAAACCCAAAAUGAAAAUUGAUAAAAAGGAUAAAAAAGACAAAAAAGAUAAAAAAGACAAAAAAGAUAAAAAAGACAAAAAAGAUAAAAAAGACAAAAAAGAUAAGAAAGAUAAGAAAAAUAAAAAGGAUAAAAAAAAUAAAAAAGAUAAGAAAGAAAAAAAAGAGAAGAAAAAUAAAAAAGACAAAGAAGAAAAGAAACCAAGAAAGAUUAAUAAAAAAAUCAAUAAAGAAGAAAUUAUUAAGAUGGUUAAAAGUGGAGAAUAUAAACUUGUUCCUAUAGAACAAUAUGAUAAAUUAGUACGUAGUACUAAGAAAUUACACAAAGCAAUAAUGAAUAUUAUCUCUUUGGAAAAAUGA
This is a messenger RNA of Entamoeba dispar SAW760, 627 nucleotides long. Its product is annotated as serine-rich 25 kDa antigen protein, putative. The transcript has a single exon. The coding region runs from base 1 to 627 and encodes 208 amino acids. The record is from RefSeq and is a predicted model, not a curated record. NCBI's taxonomy places the organism in Eukaryota, Evosea, Mastigamoebida, Endamoebidae.